Molecule: messenger RNA, 1617 nt
Organism: Staurois parvus
Lineage: Eukaryota; Metazoa; Chordata; Amphibia; Anura; Ranidae
Source: the annotation of a GenBank genome assembly
CACUGGAGGAUUCACACAGGACACAAGACAUAUCAGUGCUCUUAUUGUUUGGGAUCCUCUUCAACAUUGAUCCAUCCUCAGAGGACAACAGGAGAGAAGUCAUUUCAGUAUUCUGGAAGUGUGACAGGUUUUACAAUGAAGGCAAAACGUAUCACACAGCAGGAGACGGACACUGGUGAGAAACCAUUUCAGUGUUCUGAAUGUGACAAACCUUUUACAUCAAAGAGUAAUCUUAUAAAACACAAGAAGAUUCACACUGGAGAGAAGCCAUAUCAGUGUUCUGAAUGUGACAAAGCAUUUAUAGUGAAGGCAAAGAUGAUUCACACUGAAGAGAAACCUUUUCAGUGCUCUAAAUGUGACAAAGCUUUUCUACGGAAGACACAGCUAAUCAAACACCAGUGGGUUCAUACUGGAAAGAAGCCAUAUCAGUGUUCUGAAUGCAGCAAAGCUUUUACAUCGAAGUCAGGUCUUAUCACACACCAGAAGAUUCACACUGGAGAGAAGCCAUAUCAGUGCUCUGAAUGUGAUAAAUCUUUUGCACAGAAAGCUAAUCUUAUCUCACACCAAAAGAUUCACACUGGGGAGAAGCUGUAUCAGUGUUCUGAAUGUGAUAAAGCUUUUGCACAUAAGGAAAGCCUAAUAUCACACCAGAGGAUUCACACUGGAGAGAAGCUGUAUGGGUGUUCUGAAUGCGGCAAAGCUUUUGCAAACAAACAACAGCUUUUCUCACACCAGAAGGUUCACACUGGAGAGAAGCCAUAUCCAUGUUCUGAAUGUGGCAAAGCUUUCCCAUUGAAGCCAAGUCUUAUCAGACACCAGAGAAUUCACACUGGAGAGAAGCCAUAUCAAUGUUCGGAAUGUGGCAAAGCUUUUGCAUUGAACUCAGAGCUUAUCAUUCACCAGAUACGUCACACUGGAGAGAAGCCAUAUCAAUGUUCUGAAUGUGAUAAAGCUUUUACACAUAAGUCACAGCUUUUCAGACACCAGAAAAGUCACACUGGAGAGAAACCAUUUCAGUGUUCAGAAUGUGACAAAGCUUUUGCAGUGAAGUCAAGGCUUAUCAUACACGAGAUGAUUCACACUGGAGAGAAGCCAUAUCAGUGUUCUGAAUGUGACAAUGCUUUUACUGUCAAGAAGGCGUUUAUCAGACACCAGAGGAUUCAUGCUGGAGAGAAGCCAUAUCAAUGCUCUGAGUGUGACAAAGCUUUUACAAUGCGGCCAGAGUUUAUCAGACACAAGAUGGUCCACACUGGAGAGAAGCCAUAUCAAUGUUCUGAGUGUGGCAAAGAUUUUUCACGUAAGGAAAGCCUAAUCAGACACCAGACAGUCCAUUCUGGAGAGAAGCCAUUUCAAUGCUCAGAAUGUGAUAAAGCUUUUAAGCAUAAGGAAAGCCUUGUUAUACACCAGAAGGAUCACAAGGGAGAGAAGCCAUAUCAGUGUUCAGAAUGUGACAAAGCUUUUAUAGUAAAAAAAGAUCUUAUCAAACAUCAGAGAGUCCACACUGGAGAGAAGCCGUAUGAGUGUUCUGAAUGUGAUAAAGCUUUUACACAGAAGAUAGGUCUUAUCAGACACCAGAGGGUCCACACUGGAGAGAAGUCAUAUCAGUGUUCAGAAUGA